Messenger RNA from Acaulospora morrowiae, 168 nucleotides. The record is from the annotation of a GenBank genome assembly. Lineage: Eukaryota; Fungi; Glomeromycota; Glomeromycetes; Diversisporales; Acaulosporaceae.
CUAAUUAAUGACCUUGAAGUGUGUUGUUGUUUACUCAAUGGCCGGCCAUCCCUAGACGAUGACUUGCCAAUUACUUGGCUUCCGAUAGAACUCAGUUAUCGCAGACGCCAUGAGUACUCAACAAACACUAAACAACUUUGUAUUCCGAAGUCAGCCGGCCACCCCUAG